Molecule: messenger RNA, 918 nt
Organism: Penicillium expansum
Lineage: Eukaryota; Fungi; Ascomycota; Eurotiomycetes; Eurotiales; Aspergillaceae
Product: ankyrin repeat protein
Exons: 4
Coding region: 1-918 (305 amino acids)
Source: RefSeq, a predicted model, not a curated record
AUGGACAAAUUCAAGGACUAUGUCGACUACGUACUCAGCGUUACGGGAUACGCACUAGCGUGGGUCAACAAGACUGCAAAAGGAGUCGUCCAGAAGCUAUUUGGAUUGAACCCGGAGUUUGUGGAGGAGACCGACCAGGAGGUGAACCCCGAUGGCAAGCCAAAAAGCAACGCCGAGUUUGUUGCCAACGUCAAGAAAGCUUUCGAAAAUACUCCCGCCGCGCGAUUCUUCAAAAACAAUCCGAAGUUCAUCGAAGAGCUGGCGGCGAAAGCCGCUGCCCUGGCCGAUGACCCGAGCACGCCCAUUUGUGGCAAGGACCUUCUACCCAAAACAGCUCAAGUUACUAUGCAUCAGCAGGUGCUGUAUUGUGACGACAGUGGCUCAAUGAAACGCGAAGGUCGUUGGGACUCUCAAAACAAACUCAUCAAUAGAAUCGCCCGAGUGACCACUCGAAUCCUACCCGAGGGCGAGGGUGUUUACAUGCGCUACAUCAAUCAGGAGAUACCGAAUUCCAACAGCCUUUCAUUCGAGGAUCUCGGCGAAGUAAUCAAGCCAUUAACCUGGGGCGGCGAUACCCCGAUAGGCACGAACCUGAAGAGCAAGAUCCUUGAGCCCUUAGUCUACAGCAAGCUGCCUAAUGACCUCAAAAGACCGCUUCUUGUUUCCGUUAUCACUGAUGGAAUGCCUGAGCCGGAACCAAAGUCGACGUUUGUGGAUGCCAUCGCUGAGUGUGGUGAUAAGCUAGAAGCUGCUGGACUUCCCCGCGAGAGUGUCAAGUUCGUUAUUGGUCAAGUCGGUACAGCCACGCGGGCGACAAAAUUCCUGCAGGACAUAAGCGAGGACGAAAGGAUUUCUGAUGUUAUAUUUGUCGCUUCAGGUAAGGCUCACAGUGCACUCGUGUACAUAUCACAUUACUAG